Molecule: messenger RNA, 1493 nt
Organism: Thermothielavioides terrestris NRRL 8126
Lineage: Eukaryota; Fungi; Ascomycota; Sordariomycetes; Sordariales; Chaetomiaceae
Exons: 2
Coding region: 332-1462 (376 amino acids)
Source: RefSeq, a predicted model, not a curated record
CUGGGAAGGACAAAGCUCGGUCUCCAUCAUUCCCCAUUCCACCUUUUCCAAUCGGCUCCCCUCUUUUCUUUGUCAUAAUCUCUUUCUUCUCUCUUUUUUUCCCCCAUCGCACGACCUUCUCUUUUUCCGAAUUUCCACAUCCGCCAUUUUUCAUUUCUUUUCAUUUCUCAACCCAAGGAAUCGCGUGGCAUUUUUUUUAACCCGACUUCCACCACUUCCCUCACGCCAGUUCACAUCUCACUUUCUCUUCUGUUCUUUGGUGAAUCAAUCCAAUUGAGGAUUUCUGCGCCACUUCAGUCCGCCGUCCAGGUCUCGAGCGAAACCCCCCUCAAUGGCCCCUACGCCGAAACGGCCGUCAUCAACCGUGGGAAUGGAGCCAGCUGCCGGUACGGAAUCGGCACAGCAGAAUAGCAUCACUGUGGCCGCCGGCGUUGGAACCCCCACCGGUAGCAUCGACAGUGAGACUGGUUCGGCGCGGCGCAGCAGCAACAGCAGCAGCAGCCCACCCGCAGGCGUGAGCAAGCCUGUUGACGUUGAAGAAGAGGUUCCGAGACCUCCCGCCAACGCGAGGCAUACCAAGGACGGCAGCACCACCACCAGCAACGGACACGCCAUGCCCUCGGCGGCCAACAACCGGCCGCCUGGCCGGGACUACUACCACGAAUACGAGUUCUCGGACCUCGACGCCAUCACGAUCCGCCAGCUGAACGAGGACAUCUGCGCCUACAACUACGACCUGGACUACUGCAAGGCGCAGCUGGAGGACGCCGACCUGACGCCGCAGGAGACGCGCACGCUGCAGCUGCGCACCCUCGACCUCGGCCACCAGAUCCGCCACUGCAAGCACCGCAUCCAGACCAUCGAGGCCCAGACCCGCAAGAAGCGCCCCUACCCGGUCGCGCACACCUUCCGCACCGCCCACCGCUCCUCCACGGACCCGACGGCGGCGUACGCGGCAGGCAACGGAGUCCCCAGCACCAGCAGCCCGCCUCACGCCACGGCUGGCGGCAGCCUCAGCACCGAGGUGGGCCCAGGGAGGCGUGGCGCCGCGAGCGGGAAGCGCCUGCCGGCGGACGAGGACGGCGGGAGCGCGAAGCGCGUGAAGAUGGCGUCGCCCGAGUCAGACGUCCUGGGACCAGGAGGAGGAGGACCAGGAGGAGGAGGCAGCGGCAGCGGAGGCCGGGAAAACGGCGGCGGCGGCGGCGUCAACACGGCGCUGCAGCGGCUGGGCUUCUGGAAGUGCCGGCUCUGCUCGGCGCCCAAGUACCUGCUCGCGGGGGCGGGCCGCACCCCCGCGGCGCCGUGCAAGUGGCCGCUGAAGGACAUCUCCAAGAUGAUCACGCACUUUACCGAGAUGCACGCCGAGCACACGCCCGCCGAGCGGUGCGCCGAGCUGGGCGCCGCCCUCGUCCAGAACCGUGCGUAUUUUCCUACCUCACCUCAUUUCCUUGCUUCCAUUUAGCUUUUUGCCUGUCUGUCUGAUCCUCCAGUUU